Messenger RNA from Stomoxys calcitrans (stable fly), 1241 nucleotides. It is a transcript of the gene mRpL44, whose product is annotated as large ribosomal subunit protein mL44. NCBI's taxonomy places the organism in Eukaryota, Metazoa, Arthropoda, Insecta, Diptera, Muscidae. Bases 257 to 1240 code for a protein of 327 amino acids. Gene Ontology annotation, cellular component: nucleus. The transcript has 4 exons. The record is from RefSeq and is a predicted model, not a curated record. Gene Ontology annotation, biological process: primary miRNA processing; rRNA processing; regulation of gene expression. Gene Ontology annotation, molecular function: ribonuclease III activity; double-stranded RNA binding.
AGAACGUCUCUCUCUCUCUCUAGGGUUGUCAUGGCAUGUAAAUGUGCGAAGCGGCACCAAAGAUUUUGUUAAAAUAUUCAACUGCCGAAAAAAUAUUGCUUGGCUUUAUUGUCAGCGUAUAACAAUAUGACAGCUGUAAGUUCCAAUUUAGGGGGCAGCCUCAAAAGUCAAUGGGUGCAGAAUAGUCAGCUGUUUUUUCGUUAUUUAAUAUGCUGCUUGUGUUGCGGUUUUACUAAAGUAAUUUAUUAAGUUGUUAAUGAAAAUUUUCAAUAUGUCUAUAUUAAGAACGUCUGUUACUCUUCUUGCUUUGAGUAAAACGUUAGUUCCAACUCAAAAUCUGGUGGGCUGUCGCACAAUCAAAAGAUGGGUGGCACCAACACUUCGUGAAUUGAAUAGAAGAGCAAAAAAGCUUGGACCUCAAAAACCAGAACCAAGGUCGGGAUUUGUUGAAUGGAAUUAUCGAGCUGAAUUAUUUGCUUUUGGCAAGAGACUGCAAGAAGACUUUCAAUUACCCCUGCUUCAAACUGCUUUCACACAACAGUCGUAUAUCGCCAAAGAAGAGGCAAAACAGAGAGAGCUUGGUAUAGAAGAUGUCGACAUUAAAAUGUCGCAUAAUAAUGAACUAGCUGCUGUAGGUGACCGUAUUGUCAAAGAGUAUGUUGAAGCAUUUGUAGUCCAUUCAUUGCCUAAAUUGCCGGCCGAAGGUCACAAAGCUAUCGUUUCUUAUUUAAUGAGUACUGAUACCCUAUCACAUGUAGCCUUACAUUUGGGUAUGAAGGAAUUACUUUUGGAUGCCGACUAUCCACCUUCUAAUGAGUCCAUGGCAGAAUCCCUUAAAGCUGUUAUAGGUGCAUUAGAAAAAUCCUCAGGCAUUGAAAGGUCCUAUAUGUUUGUAAGGGAUUUUAUAUGCACGCUAUUGAAUCAACGAGAUAUUCUGGAUUUAUGGAACAUAGAAAACCCGGAAGAUUUAUUGCAACAACAAUGUAAAGCUAGAAAAUUAGCUGCACCCGAACCUCGCCUUUUGGGAGAUUGCGGUAAAAACACAGUGCUGGCCGCUUACCACGUUGGUUUAUAUUGUGAUAAAAAGUUAAUCGGCAAAGGCUUUGGCGAGGAUAUUCCCACUGCUGUUAAAACUGCUUCAUUGGAUGCGUUGCAAACUUUGUUUGGCAUACACGAUAAUAUGAAACCAUUAAAUUUUAAAAUACAAGUUGAAAAUAAAACUGCUAAAAUUAACAAAUAAA